AUGGCAGAACAAAUCUCCACCCCGCGCAUCACCUCCCAAUACCUCGAUGCCUUCACCGGCAAGACCGUGAUCAUCACUGGGAAAGUGACCCAGACGCGCGGCGACACCGCACUUAUAGACUCUGAAGGCGUCGUUACCGUGCUACUGAAUCGGGAUUCUCAUCUCAAGCCCGGAAACGCAGUCGAGAUCGUUGGGAAGGUGAACCAGGAUCUGACGGUCAAGGUGUUGAUGGCGACGGAUAUGGGUACUAAUCUCGAUUAUGCGGCGGUGAAUGCGGUUGUGGAUGCGACGCAUCGGUACAAGGAGAUCUUUUACACGGAGUGA
Amorphotheca resinae ATCC 22711 is the source of this 324-nucleotide messenger RNA. RefSeq lists its product as hypothetical. The transcript has 3 exons. Gene Ontology annotation, biological process: mismatch repair; DNA replication; base-excision repair. The coding region runs from base 1 to 324 and encodes 107 amino acids. Gene Ontology annotation, molecular function: damaged DNA binding; single-stranded DNA binding. The record is from RefSeq and is a predicted model, not a curated record. Gene Ontology annotation, cellular component: DNA replication factor A complex; nucleus; site of double-strand break. NCBI's taxonomy places the organism in Eukaryota, Fungi, Ascomycota, Leotiomycetes, Helotiales, Amorphothecaceae.